UGUCACUUUCUUCCCACCAUUCUUUAUUUGCAACAGUUUUUGGGGGUAUUACCUCUACAGUCUACAUACCUUCCUGUCACCGAUAUAAAUGGUCACACGCUAAAUGUGUUUGCAAAUGAUCCCAAUACAGCAGGUGUAGUGUUCGUGACUCUCAUGUUCAACCUGGAAGGACUCCAUCGGAUGGCUGGGGCGGAUCUGACACCUUUUAUUCUUGAAAGCGAGGAAUAUAUACAUUUGUGGUGGAAAUGAAAAGAGAGAAUGAUUCUUUACUUGUGCUUGCGGUACUGUUACGAGCUGUGAGUCUCUCUUUGCUUCGUUGGUGCUGUCAUCUUGAGGUAACGCUGGCCUGUGCUGAAGAAAAAAACCAAUAUUUUAGUUACAGGCCUUGUUAGAUUUAUGGAGGACCUCUUAAUUUCUAGGCCUGGACAUAUGGUCAUGAAAAGAACACUGCUUUUAUUGAUUUUUUUAAUGCGGAUGCCAAUAAGUGUCAUGGGAAGGCCUGGGAAUGCCAGUGUUUCUUCUUCCAGACCGCAUGUUGUGAAUCUUGGAGCUCUGUUUACUCUAGAUUCAGUAAUUGGAAGGUCGGCAAGACCAGCAAUAAUGGCUGCCAUCAAUGAUGUUAAUUCUGAUUCGACUGUUCUUCCUGAAACAAAAGUGAACCUAAUACUGCGGGAUACAAAUUGCAGUGGAUUUGUUGGAACAAUAGAAGCUUUGCAACUCAUGGAAGAAGAUGUUUUUGCUGCAAUCGGGCCACAAUCCUCUGGUAUAGCUCAUGUCAUCUCCCAUGUUGCUAACGAACUCCACGUGCCACUUCUGUCAUUUGCAGCAACAGAUCCCACUCUAGCUGCACUGCAGUACCCGUAUUUUGUCCGUACUACGCAGAGUGAUUAUUUUCAAAUGAAUGCAAUUGCUGAUUUGGUUGAAUACUAUGGAUGGAGGGAGGUAAUAGCCAUCUAUGUAGAUGAUAAUUAUGGAAGAGGUGGGAUUUCUGUAUUGGGUGAUGCCCUGGCAAGGAAACGUGCCAAGAUCUCUUACAAAGCUCCCUUCACUCCUGACGCCUCCAAAAGUGAAAUUAAUGACCUACUGGUCAGAGUAAACCUCAUGGAAUCUCGGGUGUAUGUCGUGCAUGUAAAUCCUGACUCUGGCUUGAAAAUGUUCUCUGUUGCUAAAUCUCUUGGGAUGAUGAGCGGUGGCUAUGUUUGGAUUGCAACUGAUUGGCUUCCUUCCCUCCUAGAUUCAUCAGCAGCAGCUGACCCUAACACAAUGAAUCUCUUACAAGGGGUCAUUGCUCUUCGUCAUCACACCCCAGAUAAUGAUCUCCAAAAGAGUUUUAUGUCUAGGCUGAACAGCCUAAAAGAUAAAGACAGUGCAAGCUUCAAUACUUAUGCGCUCUAUGCAUAUGAUUCUGUUUGGUUAGCAGCUCGUGCUCUUGAUGUUUAUUUGAAAGAAGGUGGAAGCAUAUCUUUCUCUGAUGAUCCAAGAUUGCAUGACUCAAGUGGAAGCACACUUCACUUAUCAUCCCUCCGUAUUUUUGAUGGAGGCCAACAACUUCUCCAGACAAUUUUAAGGAUGAACUUUACAGGUGUAAGUGGUCAGAUUCAGUUUGAUCCAGAUAAAAAUCUAGUUCAUCCAGCGUAUGAUGUUCUAAACAUUGGUGGGUCUGGGUCUCGUAGGAUUGGCUAUUGGUCAAAUCAUUCUCAUCUCUCAAUUGAUUCUCCUGAAAUCUUAUAUACUAGGCCUCCCAAUACUUCAACCAUUAAUCAAAAACUGUACAGUGUAAUAUGGCCUGGCGAAACUACAGCAAUUCCCCGGGGAUGGGUAUUCCCAAACAAUGGUAGGCCACUGCGAAUAGCAGUGCCAAACCGAGUAAUUUACAAAGAAUUCGUGGCCAAAGACAAUGGCCCUCCUGGGGCUAGAGGUUACUGUAUUGAUGUCUUUGAAGCUGCCAUAAAUUUGUUGCCGUAUCCCGUUCCACACACGUAUAUGUUAUAUGGAGAUGGCAAGAGAAAUCCUGUUUACAACAAUCUUGUGGACGCAGUUUCAGCAAAUAAGUUUGAUGCUGCUGUCGGGGACAUUACAAUUGUUACAAAUAGGACGAAGAUUGUGGAUUUCACACAGCCUUACAUGGAAUCAGGACUUGUUGUUGUUGCUCCUGUCAAAGAGUUAAAGUCAAGUCCUUGGUCUUUCCUCAAGCCAUUCACAGCUAAAAUGUGGUGUGUCACCGGCAUAUUCUUUAUUUUUGUUGGAGCUGUUGUUUGGAUUCUUGAGCAUCGGAUUAAUCACGAGUUCCGUGGUCCACCAAGCCAACAAAUAAUGACAAUUUUUUGGUUCAGUUUCUCCACAAUGUUUUUCUCACACAGAGAGAACACUGUGGGCACGCUUGGUCGAAUGGUUCUUAUUAUAUGGCUCUUCGUAGUGUUAAUUAUAAAUUCAAGCUACACGGCUAGUUUGACGUCGAUCCUCACAGUGCAGCAGCUGACAUCACGGAUAGAAGGAAUUGACACUUUGAUAUCAAGUAGCGAACCAAUCGGAGUUCAAGAUGGGUCAUUUUCAUGGAAUUAUUUGAUUGAGGAGCUCAACAUUGCAGAAUCUAGGCUCGUGAAGUUGAAAAACCUGGAUGAAUAUUACAGUGCCCUUAAGAAGGGACCAAGAGGUGGUGGAGUAGCUGCCAUUGUUGAUGAACUUCCUUACAUUGAACUCUUCUUGUCCAGUACCAAUUGCGAAUUCAGGACUGUGGGGACAGAGUUUACAAAAAGCGGAUGGGGAUUUGCUUUCCAAAGGGACUCUCCGCUUGCAGUCGACUUGUCGACGGCCAUUCUUCGGCUCUCAGAGAGUGGUGAUCUCCAAAAACUUCAUAACAAAUGGCUGACACGGAACGAGUGCACCAUGCAAAUUAAUCAAGUUGAUUCAACCCAACUAUCUAUGAGUAGCUUCUGGGGCCUGUUCCUUAUCUGUGGAAUUGCAUGCUUUGUUGCUCUUAUUCUGUUCUUCUGUAGGAUCUUAUGCCAAUACAGCAAGUUUAGCCCAAAGGCUGAGGAAGGCGAUAUUGUGGACAUUGAACCUGCAACUGCAAGGCCUAGACGCACAAUCCAAACUCCUAGCUUCAAAGACUUGAUUGAUUUUGUAGAUAGGAAAGAAGAUGAGAUCAAGGAGAUUCUUCGGCAGAAGCGUAGUGACAGAAAACGACCAGCUAGCCAUAGCUCAGAUGAGGAAUAAGGAAUAAGGACAAGUUUUCCUUUUGGCUGCUGAAUACUCUAAUGCUUCCCUUUGGCAAUACAUGAUUUUCAUCUAUACAACAUAUUUACUUCUUUCCCGUAUGUAAAAGCUUUGAGAGAGAGAAUUUGAGCAUGUUUUAGAGUGUUUUUCUUGAUGCUAUACAAAUGGAUACCCUUUUCUCUCAAUGCUCAAAGAUGGCCUUGAGCAGUUUAUGCCAUGUUUUGGAGUACUCCAUGGUAUUUAAAC
Molecule: messenger RNA, 3462 nt
Organism: Juglans regia (Persian walnut)
Lineage: Eukaryota; Viridiplantae; Streptophyta; Magnoliopsida; Fagales; Juglandaceae
Product: glutamate receptor 3.4-like
Exons: 7
Coding region: 397-3216 (939 amino acids)
Cellular component (GO): plasma membrane
Molecular function (GO): glutamate-gated receptor activity
Source: RefSeq, a predicted model, not a curated record